AGCGUAUCUCUCGGAAUGUGUCAUAUCCGGGACAGUUUGGAGAGUCAGAGAGUUUCUGGCGAGAUGGUCAUGGCUGAGGGUGCAGUUGUUUUAAGGAGAAAUCGGCCGGGGACCAAAGAGAAGGAUUUUUACAACUGGCCCGAUGAGUCUUUCGAGGAGAUGGACAGCACACUGGCUGUGCAACAGUACAUUCAACAGAAUAUCCGCUCAGACUGCGCAAACAUAGAGCAUAUUCUGGAGCCUCCCGAGGGGCAGGACGAGGGAGUGUGGAAGUAUGAGCAUCUUAGACAGUUUUGCCUUGAAUUGAAUGGACUUGCAGUCAAACUUCAGGGAGAAUGCCACCCAGACACGUGUACACAGAUGACUGCCACAGAGCAAUGGAUAUUCCUCUGUGCCGCACACAAGACCCCCAAAGAGUGCCCUGCCAUAGACUACACCAGACACACCCUGGAUGGGGCUGCCUGUCUUCUCAACAGUAACAAGUAUUUCCCUAGCCGAGUGAGCAUCAAGGAGUCCUCUGUGGCAAAGCUGGGUUCAGUGUGUCGGCGAAUCUACAGGAUAUUCUCUCAUGCCUACUUCCACCACCGCCAGAUAUUUGAUAAAUACGAGAAUGAGACGUUCCUGUGCCACAGGUUCACACGCUUUGUUAUGAAGUACAACCUCAUGUCGAAGGACAAUCUGAUCGUGCCCAUCAUGGAGGAAGAGGAGGAGGCGGAAGCGGAAGCAGAAGCCGAAGCCGAGGCGGAGGCAGAGGCAGAGCAAAGCGAGGGCACAGCAGAGAGUGAGGCCUGAGGAGCUCAAAGCCAUCCUCAGAUGGACGUGGCCACAAGCACGUCACACACAAGCAGGAAGAACGCACAAAUACACACACACACACACACACACACACACACACACACAGCCAAGGCCAAGUACCUUAGACAUGCUCACACACCUACUACUCUUUCAUACAUUGAAGACAGAUCAUAUAGGUCCUUGAUAUGGGUGCAGAACACUUCUAUUUUGCCAAAACUACAGUGUAGACUGUCACUCCAUCCUGGAUCUUGAAAAGCACACACACACACACACACACACACACACCUUCUGGGUUGGUCACAUCACUACACUUAGACCUUUCAGAUCUCUAUGCUGGUCGAUUGCACUAGUACACCCUAAAUCAUGUGGCCAUUUCACUGCCUGCCUUCCACACAUGCACACUGCCAUACAUGUCUACACUCUUGCCUGGAAGUUAACAUGUAGGCCUAUAGAUUCUAUAUUUGCCAAAUGAACACUACCACAACAUGCCAUGUUAAUAUGUAUGAGAUGAACUCUUUAACGUGUUGUAAAUGGACAGUUACAAUCAGCUGGCUGGUGAUUUUAGCAGGAGUGGAUGUAAGACAACAUGAUUCCUCUGCGGGUACUUUGCAGGACAAUGUUCUUUAAAGGGAGAAUUAAACAUACUAAUUUCUCAGUCUUGAGAACAUACUGUAUUUUUGACUUAGCCAUGUCAACUUGUUCUUUUGAUUCCUCCCGGCCCUCCCCAAGGUCAUUUAUUUAAGUUAUUGUUUCUAAUAGGGAUGCAGAAUAUUUACUAUUUACAUUAAUACAGUCCCAGUUUUUCUAUUGUCAGUUAGAAAUAAACAUCAUUGACAUUUAUAUGUGAAAUAAAUAACAGUUAUUCAAA
This is a messenger RNA of Clupea harengus (Atlantic herring), 1663 nucleotides long. Its product is annotated as MOB-like protein phocein. NCBI's taxonomy places the organism in Eukaryota, Metazoa, Chordata, Actinopteri, Clupeiformes, Clupeidae. The record is from RefSeq and is a predicted model, not a curated record.